Molecule: messenger RNA, 743 nt
Organism: Juglans microcarpa x Juglans regia
Lineage: Eukaryota; Viridiplantae; Streptophyta; Magnoliopsida; Fagales; Juglandaceae
Product: classical arabinogalactan protein 11-like
Source: RefSeq, a predicted model, not a curated record
CAGUACUGUUUCUCUGUACAACUUAGGGAAGUACUGCAAUCAUUCAUCUAACUGGUUUCCCGUACUCUGUCUGAAUUUGUAAAGCGAAAACACAGAAAACCCAAAAGAUAAUGGCACGUCAUCAAGUUGUUGUUUUGGCUCUUGUUUGCGUUGCGAUUGCUGGGUUGGCGGCAGUCCAAGCUGAGGAAUCUCCUACGAGCUCCCCAGCCUCACCCGCCACUCCGUCUUCGUCGUCGUCACCUGCUUCGGCCCCCAACUCAUCGUCAUUGUCCUCAGCCCCUAAAGCCUCCGUGUCCCCUCCCAACUCAUCGGCCUCGAGCCCCCCAGUCUCCUCACCCAAGGCUUCUGCUAGCCCUCCCACCUCCUCUUCUUCCACACCUGCCGCCUCUCCAUCCAAUGACUCUGCCUCCUCCCCCGACAGUGAGGUCUCGUCUCCUCCCGCCCCCGGAGGCAAGUUCACCCCUGCAGAAGAACCCGCCUCUGGACCUGCUGCUGAUGAUGUUUCUGCCCCCGCACCCUCGGAAAAUAGCGCCACCGCCGCCAUCAAGAUCUCUGCUGCCGCUGGUGUAGCCCUUGUUGCCGGCUUCUUCGUCUUCUAAAUUAGCGAUCGAUUGACUAGCUGUAGAUGUUGUUCGUACAGAGUAAUUAUUUGUGCACGCACGAGCUUGUUACAUAUAUAUAUAUAUAUAUAUAUAUAAGUGCAUCUGUUUGCGAUUAAUUUGUGUUAAUUUUUUUGUUUUUAA